Messenger RNA from Lacerta agilis (Sand lizard), 1740 nucleotides. RefSeq names its product cilia and flagella associated protein 410 (gene CFAP410). Lineage: Eukaryota; Metazoa; Chordata; Lepidosauria; Squamata; Lacertidae. Gene Ontology annotation, molecular function: protein binding. Gene Ontology annotation, biological process: cytoskeleton organization; mRNA splicing, via spliceosome. The record is from RefSeq and is a predicted model, not a curated record. Gene Ontology annotation, cellular component: U4/U6 x U5 tri-snRNP complex. Bases 69 to 842 code for a protein of 257 amino acids. The transcript is spliced from 7 exons.
ACGCGUCGGAAGCUGUCGAGCGGCCCUUGGCGACCCGCCCCGGGAAGGCCGGCGACCCCGCCGCGGCCAUGAAACUGACUCGUAAGGUGGUCCUGUCCCGGGCAAAGGCCACCGACCUCAGCGGCGUCCGCAAGCUAAACUGCUGGGGCAGCCGCAUCUCAGAUAUUUCUAUCUGCCGUGAGCUUCCCAACAUCGAGGUGAUCACGUUCAGUGCAAAUCACAUCUCCAGCCUGGAGCCAAUGAACCAGUGCCAGAACUUAAUGGAGCUUUAUCUCAGGAGGAACAAUAUUGCAAGCCUCCUUGAGCUGUUCCACUUGAAGAAGCUGCCCCGUCUGAGAAUCCUCUGGCUCUCUGAGAACCCGUGCUGUGGUCCUGAUCCUCAUCGCUAUCGAAUGACGGUGCUGCGCAACCUUCCGAAUCUCCAGAAGCUUGACAAUCGGAUGGUGACAGAGGAAGAACUGUCCCAUUCCCUGCUGGAAGGGGAAGAGAUAACGUCACCCCCGGCCAAAUUGGAUGUGGAAAACGUCUCCCAAAACUCCACCACUGAAUCCAGUGUAACGGAGUCUACAGCAGAGAAUGAAAAUGAAGUCAUGAACUUCACCUUGGAGGAGACAAAUAAAAUCCGCGAGCAGCUUGGGAUGAAGCCUGUUGCUCCGAGGGAGAAGUUUGUCUCCUUGUGCCCUAGGCAGAUGGAGGGGAACCAAAAGAAAAGAAACAACAUCCUCAAUGCCAUCAUGAUGCUCCUAGAAGAGCUUGAUUCAGAUGGACUAGAAGUUGUCCAUCAAACAACUGGGAACAAGCUCCAAGCCUUGCAGAAGAAGGAACUCCAUGAGGACCGAUAGCGAAUCCGAGGCAGCUGUUUCGUGGAUCAGCGAAACUAGCAUCACCAGCCCUGGCUGCUCCAUCCCUGUGCUGUUGGGCUUAGUGUGGGGAUGUGCUACUGAACACAGGAAGAAACGUCAUACAUUCCUUGUGCGUCAUGCACUCGGACCAUGCUCUAAGGCAAGCUUUCCUCUGCAAUCACAACGUGUGUGCCUGCAUCUAUGCAACUGCUACCCAGCAACCUGCAAAAGCCUUUGGCAGUGGGGGCAAACAAGUGUACACCAAAUUACAGCAAGUAGUUGUCACAUGGAAAAAGGGGUCAGCAUUUGUGGCCCUGCCUUCUGCUUAGUGCCUCCCCAGUAGUAGAAGAAGAAAGAACAUCACUUCUCGUCUUGCUUCAGUUGUGAAUCUGUCAGCCGAAGCUGCUGAUCUGUCAGCAUAGUCUAAAUACUGGAACACAAAUCCCUAUGAUGCCGCCAUCCUCCUGCAGUCAGGAGCUUCUGACCCCUGAUCUCAAGGCCUGAUUUACACACAAACAGAGACAUUUUUUAAAAAAAAUCAUUGAACUUCAAAUUUAGUGGCAAACUUCUUGUCUUUCUCUUCACCUUUCCUUCUCUUCUAAAUAGUGAUUUGGACGUAACAAGAAUGUCACCUGUAGUCAGAAUUCUGGAUUUGUAUAAUGGAACAUCUUGUUUCUUACCUGAUUAGAAUGCGGUCUUGCACCUUUUGGAUAUUGCCUUGACUUUCUUCUGCCACUUGCUUGCUUAAUCUACACAGUAAAAAAAAGAGAGAGAGAGAAAGCAAGUUUACUUAGGUGUUGUGAUGGAAGGACCAGGAGAAGUGUGGUUGAUGGUAUAUGGUUCAGGAAGUGUAUUAAAGUCUGAAUCCAACAACAAUACAGACUCUGUCUCUGCUCAA